Equus quagga is the source of this 1140-nucleotide messenger RNA. RefSeq names its product zinc finger MYND-type containing 19 (gene ZMYND19). The record is from RefSeq and is a predicted model, not a curated record. Lineage: Eukaryota; Metazoa; Chordata; Mammalia; Perissodactyla; Equidae. Bases 96 to 662 code for a protein of 188 amino acids. The transcript is spliced from 6 exons.
UCGUGCGGCUCGGCCGGGUGGCUGGGAAGACCAAGUACACACUGAUAGAUGAGCAAGACAUCCCGCUGGUGGAGGGCUACUCCUUUGAGGCCCGGAUGGAUGUCGAUGCGGAUGGAAAUGGUGCUAAGAUAUUUGCAUAUGCCUUCGACAAAAACCGAGGAAGGGGGUCUGGAAGGCUCCUUCAUGAGCUGCUGUGGGAGCGGCACCGGGGAGGCAUUGCCCCCGGGUUUCAGGUGGUGCAUCUCAAUGCUGUGACCGUGGACAAUCGCCUGGACAACCUGCAGCUGGUGCCGUGGGGCUGGCGGCCCAAAGCCGAGGAGACCUCCAGCAAACAAAGGGAGCAGAGCUUAUAUUGGCUUGCGAUUCAGCAGCUUCCCACGGACCCCAUAGAAGAGCAGUUCCCCGUCUUGAAUGUGACCCGGUACUAUAACGCCAAUGGGGACGUGGUGGAGGAGGAGGAGAAUUCCUGCACCUACUACGAGUGCCAUUACCCUCCCUGCACGAUGAUCGAGAAGCAGCUCCGGGAGUUCAACAUCUGUGGGCGCUGCCAGGUGGCCAGGUACUGUGGCUCCCAGUGCCAGCAGAAGGACUGGCCUGCCCACAAGAAGCACUGUCGGGAGAAGAAGCGCCCCUUCCAGCACGAGCUAGAGCCGGAGCGGUGACGGGCAGCAGGGCGGCAGUGCAGCCCCCGUGCACGUGGCUUCCAGACCUUCCUCGGGCACAGCAGACACAGACUGGUGGUUGAACCUGGAAGUGCUGAAGGAGCCAGUGAUGCACACCCAGGACAGCCGCCGUGGAGCCCCUUGUCGUGGGCACUUUGUGCGGGCACAGCGCUCCCCUCCAAGUGUUAACCUCAAGCAGAGACAGCUGGGGAGGCUCCCGCCAGGAUGCUUCUCAUUAUUUAUAUGUUAAUAUGUUUGUAAACUCAUGUACAGUUUUUUUGUGGGGGGAGGCAGUGAGAGGGUUAGAAAUUACAAAUAGAAUCAUUUGUGGUAAUCUUCAAAUGGCAAACAGCCGGGCCACAUGCCUAAAAACUGUCAUGUGGCAGAUGCUUCUCUCCUGGGCAGCUGCAGCCUGAAGAGCAUGGGCUGUGUGGAGUCGUAGCCACAAGGCAAAGUAAAGGGGUGGAGUCGUCUGGUG